Molecule: messenger RNA, 866 nt
Organism: Schistocerca cancellata (South American locust)
Lineage: Eukaryota; Metazoa; Arthropoda; Insecta; Orthoptera; Acrididae
Product: enkurin
Exons: 5
Coding region: 78-866 (262 amino acids)
Cellular component (GO): acrosomal vesicle
Molecular function (GO): calmodulin binding
Source: RefSeq, a predicted model, not a curated record
GUUCAGGAGGUCUGUUUAAGGCUGAACUAUUAAUUAGACUUUACAACGAAAAGACCAGUACAUAAUUUUGAAUAGCUAUGCCACAUUUGGUAGAAUCUGCUAAGCACAAGCGUCCAGAUAUUGCAGAAAACCUAGUAGACUUCGACGUCUCUCUGCGUGAACGGUACGUAUCAAAGUUGAGACCCCUGAUUAAAGCUGAAGCCAAGAAGAACAAGUAUGGCCAUAAAACAUUUGGCGAAGCAGAAGUUCGUGUGAGAAAACCGAAAGAAUUUCUUAGGAAAAACACACGCAUUACUCCACCAAAACCAGAAGUAGACCAGUGCCACGGGAAAGGCAUUGGGAAACCCGUGCCACCAGUGCCGAAGCAUGUGGUCCCAAAAGCGCCGGUGGUGCAGGAGAAGAACUUCCGAGCGGACAACGUGGUGAACGCGAUGCGCUCUCGAGCCCGGCAGCCCGUGCCGCGGUACGUGCUAACCCGCCGCGGCGACACGCGCCUUCUAGAGCCCUCCGGUACUGUUCCACGUUACGCCCUUAAGAAGGGCUAUGGAAAAGUUCCGAAAUACCUGCAGAAACGACUGAAAGAUUGCCAGAAGCAACAAAAGGUGGAAGAGGAAGGAAAGGAUCCAGCGGAGACGGCUACUAGAGCCUUGUCAGAAGCGGAACGGACGGAACUGAUAGAGGGUCUCAAGAAAAACUGGGAAGAGGCCGAAACCGCUUAUCAAAGGCUGCCUCUUAUCAUUGAGACUCCAUCCAUGCUCAGAAGAAAAAUUAUGCUGGAAAAGAAAUUAACACAGUUGGAAAACGAUAUUACCUUCUUAGAAAAACAUGAAUAUAUUUACAUAUAUGAUGACGAAAAUUCAUCGUGA